Molecule: messenger RNA, 210 nt
Organism: Clunio marinus
Lineage: Eukaryota; Metazoa; Arthropoda; Insecta; Diptera; Chironomidae
Source: the annotation of a GenBank genome assembly
AUGGAAAGUUUUUUAAUAAAAACAUCACUAAAGACAUAUCCUGACUACCAUUCACCUAAAAUUUCUGUUAAGGAAGCUACUGAAAAUAUGAGAAUAUACACAAUAGCGAGGAAAAGAAAUAAAACCAAAAAAGGCGUGGUAAACAGACAACAAGGCGACAGCUUAACUCAUUCUUUAAGUGAUUUGAGGUCGAGUAGGAUCACAACAUAG